AUGUCCACAAGCAGGUCGAUCCCGGGGGGCUCCUCCAAAAACCCGGGCAGCUCGAGUCACGACUUUCCGGCCUCAUUCGUCGCCUCGUUUCGAUCUUCAUCACCGAUUGCUCAGGAGGUCAUCGCGAGGGAUCUUGCGGCAUGUUCGGACGAUGAGGAUCUCGGGGCUGCCGAAGCCGAUGGUCUUGGCCCUUGUGCUUCGGACUCCGACGUUGAGGGUGAAAACCCAUUGAUGUACCGACGGCCGAGCGGCAUAGCUUUUGGCACUGCGCGCCCCGUGCUGGCGACACAGAACGUUGAGGAUAGCAUCCUCACACGGGAGGAGUGGAAGCAGUCCCUGGAUGCGGAGAGGAGCCUCCUCAGAGAUAACUAUAUCCUCCCGCCAAAACACUCCCAGCCUGAACAGCUCGGCUUGCUAGGACGACUGCGGAAGCGUUUCUUCAGCACCAAGGUGCCGAGGCCCAGCGGGUCCGACGAAGAGGCGGGACCUGAUUUGUAUGGCAUCCCCACUGAGGAAUCACCGCUCCUUGGGGGUGGUGGUGGUGGUGAUGCACCCCGGCGUCUUUCCUCGUCUGCCACUGCGGCUGAGACUGGUCAUCUCAGCGAGACAUGGGAAGCAGCUGUUGCAGCUGGUCACAUCAAGACGACAUGGCAGCGGGAGGCCAAGACAUUGGCAGUGUAUUCCCGCUCUCUUGUCGUCACAUUUCUCCUGCAGUAUUCCGUCAACAUAACUAGUAUCUUGGCUGUUGGGAGGAUUGGCAAAGUAGAGCUUGGGGCUGUCAGCUUGGCCACGAUGAGUGCAAAUAUUCUAUGCUAUGCUCCAAUCCAGGGGCUGGCGACCUCACUCGAUACAUUGUGCGCGCAGGCCUAUGGCUCCGGCCAUAAGCACCUAGUAGGGCUGCAGCUUCAGCGUAUGACUGCGUUUUUGCUUUUGCUCCUGUUCCCAAUUGGGAUAUUGUGGUUGCACGCCGCCGAACUUCUGGUCAAGUUCGGCAUAGCCCGACCGAGUGCCGAGCUGGCUGGGCUUUACCUUCGCAUCUGCAUAUUUAGCAUGCCCGCGUAUGCCGUCUUUGAAGCCUCGAAGCGUUUCGUUCAAGCACAGGGGCUUUUCCAUGCGACUACCUAUUGUCUAAUGAUUGCGGCGCCGCUCAACAUGUUUAUCAAUUGGCUCUUGGUUUGGAAGCUGGGAUGGGGCUUCGUUGGUGCUCCCGUAUCCGUCGUGAUCACGCAGAAUCUUCAGCCUAUCCUGCUGUUUCUGUACGUUCGUUUCGUGGACGGAUAUCAGUGCUGGGGUGGCUUCUCGAAGCGAGCCUUCACAAAUUGGGGUCCGAUGAUUCGUCUUGCUAUCCCUGGAAUGAUCAUGGUGGAGGCGGAAUGGCUUGCCUUUGAGAUCCUGACACUUACAUCAGGCCGCUUCGGCACAUCCCAGCUGGCUGCGCAGAGUGUCAUUAUGACCCUUGCCGCCACUACGUACCAGAUCCCUUUCCCGCUUUCUGUUGCAGUUUCAACGCGCGUUGCCAACUUGAUCGGUGCGAAGCUUGCCGACGCGGCAAAGAUUACAGCCACAGUUGCAAUCGUUGCCGGUAUCAUUAUCGGUCUCUUCAACACGACAAUCUUGUCCGUAUUCCGAUGGCAGCUGCCACUUCUUUUUACGAAAGACCCCGAGGUUAUUGAGAUAGUUGCACGCACAAUGCCCAUCAUUGUGGUGCUGCAGUUCUUCGACGCCGUAUGCGCAAUCUCCCAGGGUCUACUUCGAGGUCUGGGCCAACAGGAGUUUGCUGGUUACUCGAACAUCAUUUCGUACUACGCCAUCGCGCUGCCAAUCUCUUUUGCGACCGCUCUCGGACUUGGAUGGGAGCUCAAGGGCUUGUGGUUUGGUGUCACGAUUGGUCUUGCUGUUGUCAUGGUUGUUGAAUAUUCCUAUCUUCGUUGGUACGAUUGGAACCGUGCUGUACGUGACGCAGAAAAUCGGAAUGCUUCAAACUAG
Molecule: messenger RNA, 1986 nt
Organism: Pyricularia pennisetigena
Lineage: Eukaryota; Fungi; Ascomycota; Sordariomycetes; Magnaporthales; Pyriculariaceae
Exons: 7
Coding region: 1-1986 (661 amino acids)
Biological process (GO): xenobiotic detoxification by transmembrane export across the plasma membrane
Cellular component (GO): membrane
Molecular function (GO): xenobiotic transmembrane transporter activity; antiporter activity
Source: RefSeq, a predicted model, not a curated record